AUCAAUUUGUGCAUUUUAUAUUCAACGAAUGCUAUGUGUUGUGAACCAUAGAGACAUCAUAAACACACAUCUCCACUUUUUCGUUUUGUUCUUGUUCGUGUUGUGUCUAGUAGUAGCACAUUGACACCCCCAAUUGGACCAUGAAGAACAAAAGGGCAAGUAGAAGGGACAAAAAGGAGAUCAAAGUCACUUAUAUUUCGAGCCCCGUGAAGGUGAAGACCAGUGCCUCUAAUUUUAGGGCACUCGUGCAAGAACUCACUGGCCAAUACUCCAAUGUUGCUGAAACCUCCAUGCCCAUGGAAGAAGAAAAUGAACACUUGCAGAGACUGGUUCACAAUAAAACCCUUCAACGUGAGGCUCAACAAUGGAGGGUGGAUGAGUGCACCAACUUGACUAUGAGACCUGAGUAUAGUGAGUUUCUCUCGAGAUCUUUCAUGGAGCCAUUCAACCAACAACAACUUCAAUACGAUUUGAUGAGUUUUGACAUGUCGUAGGUUUUGGUCUUGUUCCAUAUCCAUCGAUAUAUAUAAAAUAUGAACCUCUAUGUUUGUUUUUGAUC
Vigna unguiculata (cowpea) is the source of this 559-nucleotide messenger RNA. RefSeq lists its product as uncharacterized. Lineage: Eukaryota; Viridiplantae; Streptophyta; Magnoliopsida; Fabales; Fabaceae. The record is from RefSeq and is a predicted model, not a curated record.